This is a messenger RNA of Haliotis rufescens (red abalone), 2488 nucleotides long. RefSeq names its product leucine-rich repeat-containing protein 40-like. The transcript is spliced from 14 exons. The record is from RefSeq and is a predicted model, not a curated record. The coding region runs from base 115 to 1950 and encodes 611 amino acids. Lineage: Eukaryota; Metazoa; Mollusca; Gastropoda; Lepetellida; Haliotidae. Gene Ontology annotation, molecular function: protein binding.
UUCCCUUGGAUCAUUCUUAGAAUGCUAUUAGGAUCAGUAAGUUGUCAAAAUUAACCAAGUUGGAAAGGAAAUGAAUCGCUGAACAGGUGCUUGUUCUGUGACUCUUGAAUUAAAAUGGCAACUAGAGGAAGGGGCAAAAGAGUUCCAUUUGACACAAAGGCGGGAUUUCGUAAGCAGCAAGGAAAUGAGUCACGCGAAGGUGUUCACGCACAGAUUUUGAAACAGGCGCGGCAAAGUGGACAGCUCAAUCUCUCAGGCAGAGGUCUUGAAACAGUCCCGGACAAAGUAUGGAGACUGAACCUGGAUGUUCCGGAGGAAGCUAAGAAUGUGUCUCUGGACAACUCGGAGGACCGGUGGUGGGAACAGGUGGACCUCACGAAGCUGCUCCUUGUGUCCAACCUCCUGACAGAACUCUCCGAGGGCAUUGUCAACUUCCCCGCUCUCACCGUACUCGAUGUCCAUGACAACAGAUUGGAGUCUUUACCUCAGGCCUUGGGUCAGCUGGAGUGCCUCACAAAGCUUGACGUCAGUCGUAACAAGCUGAAGACCCUGCCUCUGUGUGUGUGCCAGUUGAAGAGCCUGGUCAGCCUACAUAUAGAGCACAAUGAAGUCACAGAACUUUGUGAUGAGAUCAAAUACCUACACAAACUGGAGGAUUUGGAUGUGUCCAACAAUCAACUGAUGACACUGCCUCGUUCCAUCGGCCAUCUUAGUCGCCUUCUGCGUCUCAAUGUGUCGCAGAACAAGCUGACAAACCUACCUCCAGACAUCGGCUGUAUGGAUGGGUUGAAGUAUUUUGAAGCCACACACAAUCAGCUGGUCCGCCUGCCGGAUGAGUUCGGGAACCUGCGUCACCUCGAACAGCUGUAUCUCCGUCACAACAAGCUUCCUUACCUCCCUGUGCUAGAGAACUGCGUUAACCUCAAGGAACUGCAUGUAGGGAACAACGAUAUCAAGGGUUUGACAGCCGAACAUCUACAGCAUCUGACGACCAUCAACAUCCUGGACCUCCGAGACAACAAGAUUGCAGUGCUGCCCGAUGAGAUCACAUUACUCCAGGGGCUACAGAGGCUCGACCUGACCAAUAACGACUUGAGUGGCCUCCCCUACGGCCUGGGCACAAUCAACUCCCUCAAGUCACUUGUCCUGGACGGCAACCCCAUGAAGGGGAUCCGGCGAGACAUCAUCAUGAGGGGCACGAUGCAGUUGAAGAAAUACCUGAGUAGUCGUAUCGAGGAGGCAGAGCCAGUGAAGCAGAACGGCAGUUCAGGCCUGUCAACAGGAGGCCCUGGAGUGCUGGGGGCGGGGGAGGAUGGCGUCAAAGCGCACGAUCUGCAUCAGUUUAAGAAUCUUGACUAUAGCAACAAGAAAGUGAACGAGGUACCGCUAGAUGUGUGGGAAGCAGCUUCGAAAGCUGAAGUCAACUCUGUAAACCUCAGCAAGAAUACUUUCACCCAAAUACCUGACAAGCUAACGCUGUUGAGCAACUCCCUGAAGGAACUCAACAUGGGCUUCAACAAGCUGACAGUCCUUAACUCGGACAUCGGUCUGUUUCUGCAGCUGACCACCCUCGACCUCAGGUGCAAUGCCCUGUCAGACUUGCCAGGGGAGAUGACCUCAUUACAGAAUAUAAGGGAGGUCAUUCUGUCGAAUAACAGGUUUACCCAAGUUCCUCCAGUGUUGUAUCAACUGCCAAAGUUAGAGAUCCUGUUAGCCAGUGACAACAAGAUUGAAGUGAUUGAUGCUGCCAGUCUGAUGAAGCUGACAAUGCUGGCGACUCUUGAUCUACAGAAUAACAACUGUACCCAGUUCCCACCCGAGCUGGGUAACUGUGAGUCCAUCAGAUCACUGCAACUUGCAGGGAACCCUUGUCGCAAUCCACGACCAGCAAUACUUGCCAAGGGCACUCCUGCUGUCAUGGAAUACCUCCGCAGUAGGAUUGUCACAUGAGUUAUCUCCCUUUAACACAUGGGACAAAGAAUGGUAUGGCAAUAUUCUUUUGGACACAUUUAAAUGAAAUUGAAGUUUGUUAUUCAGGAAAUUCUACACAUUGAUUAUAUUGAUUGUAAUGUACAAGGGUUACUUGUUUAUAUAGUAAUAACAAUGGUGUUUGAGUAUGUAUACUUCAUAUGUAUGUACAGUCGUGCCUCGUUUAUACAGACACUUGCGUCAUUUCACAAUUCGUCCGUAUAAACGAAUUUCCGUAUAACUGAAACCAGCUUCUUACUGGAAGAGUUACUUCCCUUCAAUUAUGAGGGUGUUUUUCCUGAAACAGAGAAAUUUCCCUUUUUUCGCAUGCUGUAACUGCGUGUCGCUUACGUGUCGCUGGUUGACAGGCCAUACUCACAGUUUGAAGUCACAACUUUGACCUCUGACCUCCACAGACGCCAUAUUUAUCGAAUGGGAUUACAUGUACAAUAAACUUGCUCGUCUCGAUCGUAACUCAGUGUCACUUGGUUAAUUGACUUCACACGAAUCAAAGGAUUAC